AUGGCCGGGGCAGCAUUAUCAGAAGUCAUCUACUCAUCGGUGAAGCCGAUCAUAAGAAUGUAUUUGAUUAUAGGUUCAGGUAUAGUUAUGGCUCGAGUAGGAUUAUUGGGAGUGGCCACAGCUCGUGCAUUGAGUGAUCUCGUUUUAAUGGUCUUCAUGCCUUCUUUGAUCUUUGAUAAAAUUGUGAACUACAUUUCUAUCGACGAUAUCAAAACCAUCGCAGUCAUUGUUUUAUCCGCUAUUCUCAUGUAUUGCAUAAAUGCGGUCGUUGCAGGUCUUAUAGUAAUAUUCACACCUGUGCCGAAGAAGAAAGACCAACGUUGGGUGGGUGGUGCACUUUUGGCCGGUAUUAUGCAAAAUGUCUCCGAUUUACCCAUCGCAUAUUUGCAGGCCAUGUCCAUGCUUACUAGUGAGGAGUCGGAAAAGGGUACUGCUUAUGUGAUUAUUUGGUUGGCCAUGUAUAUCAUGGCACAAUUCAACUGUGGUCUUUUCCAACUAGUGGAGAUGGACUUCAGGUACAUCAGAAAGCAUUCUGAUGACAAAGAUGAAGAUAUUGAAUCUCAGGGCACGGAAGACUUGUCCAAGACGCACUCUUCAUCUGAGAAGUAUGCUGCCGAAUCAGGCGACAGCAUUCAGAAGGUUGACACGAAUACGCCAAAGCAGGGAAACAGCUCUUCUUCGAACUUGAAAUCGUUCUCACCCAACUCCGAGGCUGCGUUAAAAUUGAAGGUGGAUGAACCUGCGGAAAACGAGAAAGCCCGAGAGGAACUAGAGGCCCAAUCACACACAACAGGUGCUCAGAGACAGGCAGAAGAGGCUUCAUCACUUUCUGAUUCAAUUCUCAAUCCGAUGUCGCCAACUUCUACGCUUUCCGAAAACGCCAGCUUGGAAUCGGAUGCUACUGGACCUGAUCGUAGGCGCUCGAUAUUGAAUCCAAGGGCUAUACUCAAGAAAACAACAACCGAGGCAGAGCAGCUGCUUUCACCGGCAGUUUCGCACAGGGCAAUUGCCAGAAUUCCCUCUGCUAGAAGUUUCACAUAUAUGGACAGAAAGAAUACAAUUGACGAGGAGUUGAACCCCGUUUCGAUGUAUGAUGAGGACAUCAGAAGUACACAUUCAAGAGCAACACAAGCCACAUCCUUGGCAGAGGAUUUGGUUAGGGAAUACUCCAGAGCUGAGCCUCACAAUCAGAAUACGAGUACCUUGGCAAACAUUGUGACCGAGACGCAGUUGAGCCAUAGGGAUGUGGAUAACGUGGCUAAGAAGUUGUCCCUUGCUGAAAGAUACAAGAUUGUGAAGUACGUGCUCUUCUUCGUUGAGAACUUUAAGAAGCCAGCGUCUAUUUCGUUGAUCGUAUCUCUUAUUAUUGCGCUUAUUCCAUGGCUUAAGGCUUUGUUUGUCAACAGCGGAAGCGUGUACAUCUCAAACGCUCCUGACCAUCAGCCUGCACUUUCCUUCCUUCUUAUGUAUGCCGAGUACCUCGGUAUGCCAUGUGUUCCCCUCGGAUUGCUUCUUAUUGGCUCGAUUUUAGGAAGAUUAGAAGUUUCUGAAAUGCCAAAGGGUUUCUGGAAGUCUAUUGUCUGUCACGUUUUGUACAGACUAUGCAUUCUUCCAAUUAUCGGAAUUCUUUGGGUGAAUAAAAUGGGUGCAAUCCAUUGGUUAGACGACUCGAUGUCCAAAUUGGUCACAUGUAUGGAAUUUGCAUUGCCAAGUGCUACAGUUCAAAUUUACAUCACCGCAAGUUGUAUGAGGCCGGGAGAGAACAAAUCAGCACCUAUGAACUGCUUGGCAUUAUACAUGAUUGUUCAGUAUGCCCUCUUGUGCAUUACAUUGCCAAUUGUUGUUUGCUACACCAUUAAGGAUGUGGUUCAUAUGUAG
This is a messenger RNA of Brettanomyces bruxellensis, 1878 nucleotides long. RefSeq lists its product as uncharacterized. Lineage: Eukaryota; Fungi; Ascomycota; Pichiomycetes; Pichiales; Pichiaceae. The record is from RefSeq and is a predicted model, not a curated record. The transcript has a single exon. Gene Ontology annotation, cellular component: membrane. The coding region runs from base 1 to 1878 and encodes 625 amino acids. Gene Ontology annotation, biological process: transmembrane transport.